GAUACACUGAAAGUUGAAAAAUAUGUUUCUAAUCAUACUGGUUCUUCUGGUAUUCAAUACAAAUUGUUAUGGCAAUUCUGAAAAGCCUUGUGCUUUAAAGGAUCAUUUAAUCAGAGAGAUUGAAAGUAACUUGGUGGAACUUAAGUCUUUGCAUGUUCAGACACCCGAAUAUGGCGGACAUCAAGGUGAAACGUAUAUUAGAUGGGGAAAGUCCAGUUGUCCAAAGAAAGCAACACUGGUUUAUGAUGGGUAUGCUGCCGGUAACGAUUAUAGCAUUGCCGGAUCAGGUUCAAAUUUCCUAUGUCUACCAAAGAACCCGGAUUGGAAAGAAUAUACGAGCGGAGCAAAUCACGGCACAGGUCGUAUAUUUGGUGUUGAAUAUGAAAUAUUAAACAAUAAACCCUAUCCAAAGAGUUUCCACAAUCAGGACAUGCCAUGUGCAGUGUGUUUGACAGCUAGCUCUACUGUUCUGAUGGUUCCAGGAAAAAAUAAAUGUCACAAAGGCUGGAAUAAAGAAUUUUCGGGUUAUUUGAUGUCGGAAAUUACCAGCUCAACCCGUACACCGUCUGAAUACAUCUGCGUAGACGAGAAGUUGGAGUCCGUUCCAGGUGGUGGGGCUGGUCGAGAUCAAUCCGUUGUUUAUCCAGUAGAAGCUGUAUGUGGGAAUUUGAAAUGUCCCCCGUAUGUUGGUGGUAGAGAACUUACGUGUGUUGUCUGUUCCAAGUAA
This is a messenger RNA of Mytilus trossulus (common blue mussel), 727 nucleotides long. Its product is annotated as short-chain collagen C4-like. Bases 23 to 727 code for a protein of 234 amino acids. NCBI's taxonomy places the organism in Eukaryota, Metazoa, Mollusca, Bivalvia, Mytilida, Mytilidae. The record is from RefSeq and is a predicted model, not a curated record. The transcript is spliced from 3 exons.